Molecule: messenger RNA, 756 nt
Organism: Cylicostephanus goldi
Lineage: Eukaryota; Metazoa; Nematoda; Chromadorea; Rhabditida; Strongylidae
Source: the annotation of a GenBank genome assembly
AAACUUGAUAACAUUGCCGACUUAGCGGCGGUUGGAAAAGACAAAGAUGCCGCGCGUUUGUUGGUAGAAAUGAAGGAAGAACGCAAGAAGCAGGAGGAUCUGAUACGAAAACAAGAGAAAAUCGUAGAAGAACUGAACAAACAUGUAGAAGAGCAUGAAAAAGCAGAAAAAGGGAAAAAGGCGGCAGAAGAGAAGGCUGCGAAAGAAGAGAAGAAGGAAAGUGAAAAACCAAUUCAGAAAGAGGGAGAAGUGAAGAAAGAAACACCUAGUGGAAAGAAUGAUAUGAAUGCGACAAAACAUGAGGAAAAGAGAGAGGCAGUAGAUGAUAAAACCAAGAUUAACUCUGAGAAAAUUAGAGAGGAAAAGGCGAAGGAUAUAAACCAAACUCCAGCAGUGGAGAAAAUGGAGGACAAACCGAAAACAGAGCCCAAUGAAGAGAGAAAAGGCUUCCAAAACGCAGUUAAAGAACAGGAACCAGUCAGAUCGGAAGUGAAGGACAUUCCCAACAAAGAACUUCCGAAGAAAUAUGAAGUAACUUCAGAAAGAGUAGAGAAGCAACCUGAACCUGUGAAAAUAGUGCAGAAGGCGAAACCACAAAAGAAUGCUUCACUUUCAUCGAAACCUGUAGAAGCACAGAACGAGGAACCGCUGAAGAAUAUCGUACCAGUUUCAGGACUACGGCAAUCAGAGACUCCGAAAAUAGGUUUAGAAGCAGCGAAAACUAGUUUAGAACAAAAUGUUAGGGGUGAUAUAUGA